UGAACACGUGGUUCCGUGUCCGCCGUCAGUUCCUGUCGGUGCGUGGAGGGCUCCAGUCCUGCCUGCAACUCUGGCUUUCAUUGCUGCUCGACAGAUAGAGGAGAUCUCCUGCUGCUGCUGCUUUUUCUCUCUCUCUCUCUCUCCUUCCCGUCUUGCUACUCUUGCCUCCCCCACCCCUCUUCCUCCUCCUCCUCCUCCUCUUCCUCCGCCAGGCCGCGGUCACUUCAGCGUGGAUUCGUUCCGACACGGAGAGACUCAGCGUGUGCGCGCGCGCCUGUGCAAGAACCUGAACGUGACAAGAGCGUGUAUCUCCCCCGACACCCCCUUCUCCUGCUCUUCCUCCUCCUCCUCCUCCUCCAUUGCCGUCCUCCUUCUUCUGUUCGGUCAUGACGCUGGAAGCGAUCCGCUACCGGUCCGGUUCUCUGCAGAUCCUCAACCAGCUGCUGCUGCCGCACCAGACCGUGUAUGAGGACGUCCGCUCCGUGCAGGGCGCCUACGAGGCCAUCAAGUCCAUGAAGGUGCGCGGAGCUCCAGCCAUCGCCAUCGUGGGCUGCCUCAGCCUGGCCGUGGAGCUGCGGGCGGGCGCCGGGGGCGACGACCCCGUGACCUUCAUCAGGGAGUCUCUGUGUCACCUCACUUCGGCCAGGCCCACGGCCGUCAACAUGGGCCGAGCCGCCCGCGAGCUGAUGGAGUUCGCCGAGAACGAGAGCAUGGAGAAGAACUCGGAGCAGCUCAGGGAAAGUGUCAUUUCCUGGAUCGAAGACAUGUUGGAGCGCGACGUCAACGACAACAAGAAGAUCGGUAACUAUGGAGCCCAGCACAUCCUGUCGGGCGUCCCGAGGGACUCCGUCACCGUCCUCACGCACUGCAACACCGGCUCGCUGGCCACGGCCGGAUACGGGACGGCGCUCGGCGUGGUGAGGAGCCUCCACGGUCUGGGCCGGCUGAAGCGCGUCUACUGCACGGAGACGAGGCCGUACAACCAGGGCUCCAGGCUGACGGCGUACGAGGCGGUGGCAGAGGGCAUCCCCGCCACGCUCAUCACGGACAGCAUGGCGGCCCUCACCAUGAGGGAAAUGGACAUCACAGCUGUGGUGGUGGGCGCUGACCGAGUCGUCGCUAACGGUGACACGGCCAACAAGGUGGGCACGUACCAGCUGGCCAUCGCCGCAAAGCACCAUGGGAUCCCUUUCUACGUGGCUGCGCCCAGCACGUCGUGCGACCUGAGCCUGGAGAGCGGGCGGGACAUCAUCAUCGAAGUGCGGCCCCCUGAGGAGCUCACCAGUAUAAACGGAGUCCCCAUCGCCGCGCCUGGUGUCGAGGUGUGGAACCCGGCGUUUGACGUGACGCCUCACCAGCUCAUCACAGGGGGCAUCAUCACCGAGCUGGGGGUCUUCCUCCCGUCGGAGCUCCAGGCUGCGCUCACUGGCCGCCUCACCGCUCUCUAAAGCGAAACCUCCCAGCGCCCCCUGCUGGCUCCGGUGCACCACUGCACAUUCACAUCACGCUUUUAUAAAAGACACUCUUGUCUUCACUGCGGGCGCACAGUCUGUGGUCUUACUUUGGUUUUAAUCGGUGCACAAUCACUGUAAGGUGUCAGUGGUGCACUGUCUGAAAGUCUUUAGCCUCUCUGCCAGCCACAAACAAAAACAAACAAACAAAAAAAUACGGGAUGUUUUUCACUGCAGGGAGUUGAGAAGGUGUGUGCAGUUUCUCCUUACUUUUAAAUCCUUUUUCCGUCAUCUUCACGUAGCGCUUUAUUUCACGAAUCAUUUUCUCUUUUGCUCUUUCGUUUCUUUUCUUCCUUUUCAAGUCUUUAGAAACAGCUUCUGCAGCCAACAGAGCUCAGCUGGACUCGAUAUAAUUCAAUUUGGCAAAAUAAGCUUCUAGAGUCAUAGCUGAGGCAAAUAAAAGAAGUAAAAUAAAACACGGAGGACACGACUUUGUCCAUAACAUAUCAGUCGUGAUUUCCAGAAUGCUGCUACCUACUUGUACAUAUAUAUUCCCUGCCGGUAGUGUAAAUAUGUAGAAAACUAACCUCUGCUUGUUAAAAAAAAAAAAAAAAAAAAAAAAAAAAGGUACUGCUAUUUUAACCAAAAAUAUGGUUACUUAAAAUCAAAUUUGCCACUUAAAAUGUUAUAUUAACAUUUAAUUUCAGUUAUUCAGUGUAGAACUUUUUCACUAUAAGUAAUUAAAAAGAAAGAUGGUAGAUGUUUAUACACAGCCUUUCUUGGUAUUUUUUUUUUUAACCUGUGCGUCUAGAUAUUUGAACCAAUCGGCUGAAGCCUUUUACAGGACAUGGCAUGUAUUUAUACCUCACUUCAUGUCUUCAUCUCACUGACUGUACUGUAUUAUAUCGCACAUGUAUACUUGCAUAAUACCUAUAAACACACACACACACACCUGUCCUGAUGGCUCUACACUAGAGACACAAACACUCUGAGGCUGGGGCUUUUUUUAUACAAUCCUAACUUUUUAAAGGAAUGGUUCACUCUAAAAUGGAGGUUUUGGUUCACCGCCACUUCUUCACGUGCGACUUCUCGUCAAAUAUUAUUCGAUAAUUACUCGUGAAUUAUGUCCAGUCAGGUUUUUUCUUUUCCUCGGUAGCAAAAGAAGAGAGAAAACAGCCACCUGUGGCUUUAAUUUGAAUUUUGUUCACUGGUUUCUGUGUUUCAGCGUAGUUUUGUACUUUAAUGCCAUUUCUCUGUUCCUCUUUAUUAUUAAAGACGUUUUUAAUGCAAGGUUCUAGUAUUAGUAGAGAUGGACAGAUUAGUCAUUUUCCUCUGUUCAUUAGGGUCUGACCUGUCAAUUCCAGUUCUUACUGGUUCUUUUUUUCUUUUACAUUUUCUAAAGACUUUAAAAAUAAAAAUUGAAAAGCCUGUGAAAAGUUUGUAUUUUCAGAAAGCGAAGAUUUUAAUCCAAUUAUAAUUGAAUGAAUUGCCAGCAUUUAUUCGCCAAAGUCGAUAUUCCCUAAACUUUAAUCUGACUUUAGUCUAAAAAACAAAAAAAAGAGAGAACUUCUGUGAAUCGAUGUUCUUUUGCAUUUAUAAACCGAAAACGGUGAGAGAUCCUAAUAAAUGGAUGCCUGAUGGGCAGAUUGGCAGAAAAUCUGGGGUUUGCCCCGCCCAUACACGCAUCGACUGCAACAACAAACAAAAAACUAUUGCAACCAGCACAGAAACACCAUCUGCAGUCUGAAUGUAAAGCCUUUCUCUCUUUCCGCCGGACACGUUUCAGACUCUCGGUCACUUCUUGCCUUCCUUGUCACUUCAGAAUGUGCUUCAGCUGUUUGGAUUCAACCCGCCGCUUAAAUUUAACUGAUGUUUUAUUUUGAAGUCUUGUAUACUUGAUGGUAUGAAGCAUUAAAAACAUGAUCUCCUCCAUAGCUAUUGUACAAUAUGUUUAGGCUUGGCACAUUUUCGACAACUUACGAUCAGGUAGCGCUGACAUCAUAUGGAAAAGUUAGAGAGAUUUGGUAAAGAUAUAUUUACAAAUUUUCUAAUUUUGUAUUUGGCAAUGAGUGAGUGCAUAAUAUUUGCUGACAUUCGUCUGCUCUCUGAACCCAACAACCUUCCUGACACGCAUACAUAGAUAUUUUUAACGGUUAUUCAGAAGUAGCUUCGAGUUUCCUCCUCUUCAAGAGCGAUUCGGGUGCUGAGAAAUCCUUUGAUGCGUCCAGGUCUGUUUGGCGUUGAUAAAAAGGUCAAGAGUUUCAGAUGACUUGUACUCAAAGGUCAUAAAAAUCAAACAAAGUGGGGAAAAUCUUGGGAAAAUGAGGAAAUUCAGGGUCGGCUUCAAUUUCGGAUUCAGUGUCGUCUCCAGAGAUAUAAAACGCUUCAGGAGUGAAACGUUUUUCUGGUUGGCUGCAUUUGUAAUUGGUUUUUUUUGUGUGUGUGCAAAUAGUCCGUUUUAAUGCAUCAAAAUCAGGGAGGAUAAAAUGAGGACAAAUAAAAUCAAUGACUUAAUGCCUGUCAGCUAUUUUGUUUCUUCGGAAAGGUUACAUAUAAACCAUUUGGUUAAUUUUCUGAGCAUUUGUCUCCAUGUGUGCCACUGUGAUGUAGCUUAUAGAAGAGGGGAAAAUGUUAUAUAUUAAUAUAUAUAUAUGAGAGGUCAAACACUGCAAAGUGAAGCUUUUAUUUUGACAGCUUGUGCUACCUUUUUCUAAUCGAUUGCUAAAAGGAAAAACAUGGGUUCGCUUGUUUCUUGCUUUUAUUUUUGCAAAUGAUUUGAACAUUGCAAACCAUGUCAGAGCAAUUAUUAGAUAUAUUUUCCCUCAAGAUUGCAACAUAUCUGAAAAAGGCUGUGGGGAAGAUGCUUUCAACACGCAGGAGCUUUUAUUUUUUAUGUCCAACAUAAUUUCAGGUUUCUUAGGAGCUUUUCCUUUCAACAAAAAUGAAAAAAAUAUCCCUUCCUCUAGAAAUUGUUUUGCUAAACUUUUAUAUUGAAAGCCAGCCCACUGUAACGCUACAGGAAGACCAGCAUCUUCCUGUAGAUACUGGAAUCAUUGAUUCAUUUAUGAUUAACACAACAUAUUUUAGACAAUCAGUCUGUUGCUGUUUCACUACACACAACUGGAAAAAGUUUUGACUACAUGUGAACAUUAAAUCAUUAAAAAAAAGAAGAAGAAAUGGAGGUGGGGGGGCCUCUAUACCAUAACCCUAAUCUUGUACAUUUUUGCUGUUUUCCUAUUAACUUGCAACUUUAAUUCACCGUUUUUAUCCAAAAAAAAAAAAAAAAAAAAAGAAGAUGAGGGGAAAAAACCCAUUGUUAAUCACUAUCUACCACCUGAUUGAUUAUAUGUUAUUAGAAAACUGUAACGUUGUCUCACUGCGUUUUUCUCUCCCAUUAAACCUCGGCACGCAGAGACGGGUCACGUGCGAGCGUAGAAAACUUUUAAGCAAAUGCCCGUUUUCUGCUCGAGACGCGUUUUCCGGGGCGUUUCUAUGACGACGCUCCACACGUAUGUAGCAGCUGUGAGGCCAUCAGAUCCGUCGCAAACAAAACCCCCGUCUUUUUUUCUUUUUCCGAGCGUUGCGAGGCCUCUCUGUCUGUCCGCGAUAAUUAUACCCGUCUCACUGUGGUCUGUUUUCAUUUCCUGGUUCCCAUUGUGACUCUUUGUGAGAUGGCCAUCAGAGCGCCAUGCCGGGGAGGCCUCCUCAGACAAACGCACUACCUCUCAAGCGCCAGGCUGCAGCAGAGCGAGCCGAUUCGAAGAAAACCGGGACUGAAAGUUUUAUCGGGUCUUUAUCCCAAAGCGAAGUGUAAUUUUUGUGGCUAGAUUCUGAGUCAACUGGACUGUAGGCUCGCUGUCUUGUCUUUUUUUUUUUAAACAUGUCCCGAAGCUGCGUCAGCACACUGCGGUGUUCAAUAGAUGCACUAAGAUGUUCUGGUGCCAAAAGUCCAGAGUUUCCACGUUGACUCCAUCGAUUUAAAGUAGCUGCUCUUGUGUUGCGAAAAAAGGAAUUAAAGUAGACGGAGUGUUGUUCAGAUGGCCUCCUUAAGUGCAAGUUUUUCAUUGUUAUUGAUAAUCACUUGAUCUCUGUUUACGUUUGUAACGUGAAAAUGGUUCCAAAUUGGAUUCUUCUUUUUUAUAUACAAAUAUAUAUAUACGUAUAUGAAUAUAAGGCUGUCAUGAAUGAAGAGAUUUCUCUUUCACAUCGAUACAAAAAAAGAAUAAAACCACAGUGAAAUGGCA
Poeciliopsis prolifica (blackstripe livebearer) is the source of this 5695-nucleotide messenger RNA. It is a transcript of the gene mri1, whose product is annotated as methylthioribose-1-phosphate isomerase 1. The transcript is spliced from 6 exons. Bases 387 to 1448 code for a protein of 353 amino acids. The record is from RefSeq and is a predicted model, not a curated record. NCBI's taxonomy places the organism in Eukaryota, Metazoa, Chordata, Actinopteri, Cyprinodontiformes, Poeciliidae. Gene Ontology annotation, molecular function: S-methyl-5-thioribose-1-phosphate isomerase activity.